AUGGUUCUUUUUAAUAAUAAAUCUGAUUUUAUAUCAUUCUAAAAUAUUUAAUACUAAAUCAGUAAAAAUAACAAAAUAUUUUAAAAAAAGAGCAAUAAAAAGUAAAUUCUCCAUAAUUUAUCUGGUUAUUUUAAAUCAGGCUUAAAUGCUAUAUUAGGUUCUUCUGGAGCAGGCAAAACCACAUUCUUAAAUAUUUUAGCAAAAAGAAUUGAAAAGAAUGACAACAAUGAUUUAAAUGGUACCUUAAAAAUUAAUAAUUAAAAUUAUGAUGCUGAUUCAUUUAGUAAAUUUUCUGGAUAUGUAAUGUAAGAAGAUUUGCUCCUUUCUAAUUUAACUGUCAAAGAGUAUAUCACAUUUGCAGCAGAUAUCCGCCUUUCUUUGCCAAAAGAAGUGAAAAGCUAAAGGAUAUACAAUAUCAUAAAAUAGCUUAAGCUCGAGCAUUGUUAAGAUACUAUUAUUGGUGAUUAAAAUAGUAAAGGAAUAUCUGGUAAAUUUUAUUUGAAGAUAAAAAAUUGA
Messenger RNA from Tetrahymena thermophila SB210, 516 nucleotides. RefSeq names its product L-isoaspartate O-methyltransferase. Gene Ontology annotation, molecular function: ATP hydrolysis activity; ATP binding. Lineage: Eukaryota; Ciliophora; Oligohymenophorea; Hymenostomatida; Tetrahymenidae. The record is from RefSeq and is a predicted model, not a curated record. The transcript has 2 exons.